AUGGAGCCUCACUGGAAGAGGGCUAAGAAUCUGCUUACUGCCGCUUUGUGUUUCUGGAAUUCUGCCAGCAACACCUUCGAUUUUCAUGUGGGCCCAAUGACGCCAACCCUGCUGGAUAUGGCUCAAAUCUUUGGGUUCAGGCCCCAUGGAAGGCCUGUUGAUUCUAUUGGUGACUAUCAUCGAAGGAAGAACCAAGAGAAACUGUCCAAGCUGAAGUUCAGUGCUGAGAAAGAUAAGGAUCAACCGCACAUGUUGUUCCUCAUGUACUGGCUUAACAGAUUCGUUUUCCUUAACCGUUCCUCGGCAGUUCUGCUUGAGUAUAGGCACCUGGCAGAAGCCCUUCACAAUCACACUGACGUUGGGCUUGGGCCUACAGUUCUGGCUCAUUUGUUCAAGAACCUGCAUACUGCCACCCUAGAUAAUCCACUGAACUUGUCUGCUCCCGGCGCAUUUUGGAUGAUCCAGAUUUGGCUGCAAGUCUACUUCCCAGAAUUGAGGUUCCCGAAUAUAAGUCUGCCUAACGAUCAAGUCCUGGCUCUCCCUCUCAUGUCGGCAGAAGUGCCCAAGCACUCAAUAGAUGAGUACCUGAUGUUCUUCAUGCACUGCACCAAGAGGUCCGCUGCUCAAUGGCAGGUGGUGCUCAGAAGGACUUAUCCCUAG
Prunus armeniaca (apricot) is the source of this 660-nucleotide messenger RNA. Lineage: Eukaryota; Viridiplantae; Streptophyta; Magnoliopsida; Rosales; Rosaceae. The record is from the annotation of a GenBank genome assembly.